Messenger RNA from Eutrema salsugineum, 3863 nucleotides. RefSeq names its product disease resistance protein RPS4. The record is from RefSeq and is a predicted model, not a curated record. The coding region runs from base 95 to 3565 and encodes 1156 amino acids. The transcript has 5 exons. Lineage: Eukaryota; Viridiplantae; Streptophyta; Magnoliopsida; Brassicales; Brassicaceae. Gene Ontology annotation, biological process: defense response; signal transduction. Gene Ontology annotation, molecular function: ADP binding.
CUUUUUUGCCCACUUCGUCGACUUGUUUUUCGUCUUUGUGUUUAGUCUCACUUGACGGUCAACUUCCAAGCUUGCUCGUCGGAAAAAAUAAACCAUGGCGGCUCCCUCUUCUUCCACGGUACCUCAUCCGCAACAUCAAGUGUUCAUCAAUUUCCGGGGAAAGGAUUUACGCCUUGGAUUCGUCAGCCAUCUCGUCCGUGCCUUUAAAAGGAAUAAGAUCAAUGUCUUUAUGGACGAAUUCGAAGACCGAGGCAAACCUUUAGAUUCCCUUUUAAAGAGGAUAGAGGGGUCGAGGAUCGCUCUGGCUAUCUUCUCUGAGAGCUACACCGAGUCAAACUGGUGCUUGAAAGAGGUGGAGAAGAUGAAUGAUUGCAUGGAACAAGGCAAUCUGGUGGUGAUUCCCAUUUUCUAUAAGGUGGAGCCAUCUACCGUGAGAUAUUUGAAGGGAGAUUUCGGUGAUAAGUUAUGGAUUCUGGUGAAGGGUGAUGAGAAGAAGAAGAAGUGGGAGGAAGUCUUGAAGUCGAUUCCUAAUCUCUUCGGGAUCACUGUGGACGAAAAAAGCGACGAGGGCCAAGCAGUCAAUGAAAUUGUGAAGGCGGUUAAGACAGUCCUGCUCAACAUUUCAUGUAUAGCUAGCCAAAAUGUCUCUGUUGAUCCUUCAGAAAGUAGCAAUGCUGGGACUUUCUCAGGAGGCGUAAAGCAUAAGACGUUUGGUAUCAAACAACGCCUGGAGGAACUGAAAGAGAUGUUGGAUUGUGACAAGCACAAGGGUACUCGUAUCAUUGGAGUUGUUGGGAUGCCGGGAAUUGGCAAAACCACACUCAUGAAAGAGCUUUUUAAGAAAUGGCAGCGUAAGUUUACAAGGCACGCGCUAGUCGAUGAUAUCCGCAAAACAAAGGGCACCUGUAUUAGUUCCUUGUCCUCAUUGCUUGUGGAAGAGUUACUGCCGUUGGAAGAUCCCAGUGUUGAGGACCCGUUCGAGAAGUACAAGGAUCAACUGCUUAAACGUAAAGUUCUUGUCAUUCUUGAUGAUGUUAGUAAAAGGGAACAGAUAGAUGCUCUUCUCGGGAGACGUGACUGGAUUAGUGAAGGAAGCAGGAUUGUCAUUGCAACAAGUGACACGUCCUUAAUAAGUGGUCUGGUUCACGAUACUUACGUGGUCCAGAAAUUGGACCACAGAGACAGCUUACAACUCUUUCACUACCAUGCCUUUGGAGGUGAUCCUCCCAAGAAAGACUACAUGAAGCUGUCAGAAGAAGUUGUACAUUACGCCAGAGGCCAUCCACUAGCUCUCAAAAUGUUGGGUGUAGAGCUUAACAAGAAGGAUAUGAAUCAUUGGAAUUCAAAACUCAAGAAACUCGCACAGACCCCAUGCCCUAUUGUUGGAAGUCAUGUCUUCCAUGUCUUCCAAGCGAGUUAUGAUGAACUGAGUUCAGAGCAGAAAGAUGCAUUUCUCGACAUAGCCUGUUUCAGAUCCCAGGAAAAGGAUUAUGUAGAAAGUUUACUGGCUUCACCGGACCCCAUAUCUGCUGAAGCAACAAGUGCAGUAAAAGCUCUUGCGGAUAAAUUCUUCAUUAAUACUUGUGACGGCCGAGUGGAGAUGCAUGAUCUACUGUAUACUUUUUCUAGGGAACUUGAUCCUAAACCAUCCACUCAAGAUUGUACCGGACAACGGAGGCUGUGGCUCCAUCAAGACAUAAUCAAGGGAGGCGUAAUUAAUGUACUGCAAAAUAAAAUGAAAGCUGCCACUGUCAGAGGUAUCUUCCUAGACUUGUCUGAAGUGAAAGAGGAAACGAGCUUAGACUGCGACCACUUCAUCAAUAUGCGUAAUCUCCGGUAUCUCAAGUUUUACAAUUCUCAUUGUCCUCACGAAUGUAAAACCAAAAAUAAGAUCAACAUUCCUGAUGGACUUAAGCUACCAUUGAAAGAGGUUCGAUGCCUCCACUGGCUGAAAUCCCCAUUGAAGGAGCUUCCGAAUGAUUUCAACCCGAUUAAUCUUGUCGACCUUAAGCUGCCCUACAGCGAGAUUGAACAUCUUUGGGAGGACGACAAGGAUACAUCAUCCUUAAAGUGGGUCGAUCUCAAUCACUCAAGUAAGCUGUUUAGCUUGUCAGGCUUAUCAAAGGCUGAAAAUCUUCAAAGAUUGAACCUUGAAGGCUGCACGACACUGAAAACGUUGCCAUGUGGUAUGAAAAAUAUGGAAAGGCUUGCUUUCCUGAAUCUGAAAGGGUGCACAAGUUUUGAAUCUCUUCCAGAGAUGAAUUUAAUUUCUCUGAAAACGCUUACUCUCAGCGGCUGCUCAAAGUUUAAGGAAUUUCCAUUGAUUUCAGAAAAUAUAGAAGCUCUAUACUUAGAUGGUACAGCAAUAAGUCAGCUUCCUACCAACAUGGGGAGCCUCCAGAGACUUGUUGUACUGAAUAUGAAAAACUGCAGAAUGCUGGAGAAGAUCCCAGACCGGGUUGGUGAACUGAAAGCUCUUCAAGAACUGAUAUUCUCUGAUUGUUUGAAUCUCAAGGAUUUCCCAGAAAUCAUCAACAUGAACUCUUUAAACAUUCUACUUUUGGACGGGACAGCCAUAGCAGUGAUGCCACAAAUACCCUCACUACAGUAUUUGUGCUUAAGCAGAAAUGAUAAGAUCAGCUGCCUUCCUGCUGGCAUCAGACAACUUUCUCUACUAAAAUGGCUGGAUUUGAAGUAUUGUAAAAGUCUUACAUCUGUUCCAGAGUUUCCACCAAAUCUUCAGUGCUUAGAUGCACAUGGUUGUAGUUUGCUGAAGACGGUUUCGAAGCCUCUGGCCCGUAUCAUGCCAACUGAGCAGAACCAUUCCAGUUUCAUCUUCACCAACUGUGAGAACCUGGAGCAAGAUGCAAAGGAGGAAAUCGCCUCGUAUGCUCAAAGGAAAUGCCAGCUGCUGUCGUAUGCUCGUAAACACUACAGUGGGGGUCUUGUUUCAGAGGCUUUGUUCAGCACUUGCUUUCCUGGAUGUGAUGUGCCUUCGUGGUUUUGCCAUGAAACAGUUGGAUCCGAGCUAAAAGUAAAACUCCUCCCACAUUGGCAUGACAAGAGGCUUGCUGGAAUAGCUCUUUGUGCUGUAGUCUCAUUUCUUGACUGCAAAGAUCAAAUCAGCCGCUUGUCAGUGACAUGCACCUUUAAAGUAAAAGUCGAAGACGAGUCUUGGGUCCCAUUUACAUGCCCAGUAGGAAGUUGGACCAGACAGGGAGGCGGAGAAGAUAAGAUUAUGUCAGACCAUGUCUUUAUUGGCUACACCAGUUGCCCAUAUACUAUAAAAUGUCCUGAAGACGAGAACUCUGAUGAAUGCAGUUCUACUGAAGCCUCCCUUGAAUUUACUGUGACAGGCGGUACAAGUGAAAAAGGAAAAUUCAAGGUGUUGAAGUGCGGUUUGGGUUUGGUUUAUGCAAAGGAUAAAAGCAAAAGCAGUUCUCAUGAAGCCAAGUAUGAUAUGCUUGCCCAAUUGAGUUUUCAUGAAACUUCAAAUGGGGUUGAUGACGGACGGCCAAAGAAGAAGCAAAAAACAAUAAGGAAUGAUAAUAUCCAGCGUCAUUAAAACUGUGAUGCAAGUGUAACUCCAAGAAGAAAAGGUAAAUUCAGUGGUUAAGCACAUUGUUGAGAAUCUUAAAGGGAGAGAUGAAUCUGUUCCAGGUGAAGCACAUUCUUAGACAAAACUCCAACUCUUGAUGAAAAAAAAUCCAGCAUGAGUAGAGAUGUGAUUCAACUCAAAAGGCCUGGCAGUUUCAGAGGAGAAACAAAAUUAUCUGUAUGGUGUGUCACCAGAGAGGGAAAAUGAUGACAUUGGUGAAGCAAAUCCUUUGCUGAACCCUUUGGAUCUUCAUAGUAAACAGGAA